Messenger RNA from Micromonas commoda, 1776 nucleotides. RefSeq lists its product with no specific name. Gene Ontology annotation, biological process: DNA-templated transcription elongation. The coding region runs from base 1 to 1776 and encodes 591 amino acids. The transcript has 2 exons. NCBI's taxonomy places the organism in Eukaryota, Viridiplantae, Chlorophyta, Mamiellophyceae, Mamiellales, Mamiellaceae. The record is from RefSeq and is a predicted model, not a curated record.
AUGGCAGCGCCGGUCGCCGUCGCGGCCCUGGCGCGCGUGCCAAUCCCAUCGCGGCCGUCGGCGGGACACCUCCGAGGCUUCGACGACGAUAAAUGCGGGGCGCCCCCGCGCGUGGGACGGGCUCGCUGUGCGCUCACGCGCGCUCGCCUCGCGCCGCUCUCGCGUCGGCCAAACGCCCGCGCCGCCGCCGCCGCCGCCGCCGCCCGGGCGACCGAGUCGUCGGACGCGCCUCGCGACGACGGAGCGGACGGGGCGCCGGUGGAUGGGACGCCUCUCGCGCCGAGGUUCCUCGACAUCGCCGGCGACGCCGACGCGGUGCGCGCGGGGGUGGAUGCGCUGUCGGCCAAGGAGAUCAAGGACGAGCUCAAGCAUUUCGGCGUGGCCAUCGCGGGGAAGAAGGACCAGAUCGUGGAACGACUCGUGGAGUGUUACUCCCUGACGGUGCGCGCGCUUCACCCCGACCCGCCAACGCCGUCGACGCAAACCCUGCCCGCCGCCGGGGAGGACGUCGUCGCCGCGAUGCGAACGCGAACGAUGAGUAAGGUGAAGGCCGUCUCCGAGGAGCGCGCGGCGGCGGCGGCGCGACGCGACGCCAGACGCGCGAGAGUCGGCGUCUACGAGCAAGUCUCCGAUAAGACGGCGAAGAAGCUCGCGGCGACGAGGCGAAGGGCCGUCGCGGGCGCGCAGGGCGCCAGGGCGUCGGGGGUUACCAACGGCCGUCGCUCGAGGGCGGCGAAGCUCGCGGACAUCGCGGACGUCGCGCUCGACCCGGACGUCCUCGGCGACGUCGGCGUCGGUUUGGGCGUCGACGCCGCCGACGAUUCGGCGAGGGAAAACGCGAGGUACUCGAUGGCCAACCCGCGCGAGGACGCGACGCGUAAGACGAAGCUCAACGUCGCCAGGCGCGAUCUGGACCGGCAGGCGGACUUCCAGGGCGCGAUGAACGACGUGGGGUGGUACAUGUGCGAGGUGCCGGAGGGGCGCGAGCAACAGGCGGCGGACAAGAUCGACGCCAUCGCCAGGACGGAAAAGACGGAGGGCGAACCGAUCACGACGUGGGUCCCGCGGGUGCCGAACGAUGAUUUCUGCGUCGCUCGGAGCGACGCGGAGGGCAAGACGCGGAUCGAUUUGCUCCGAUCGGUGCCUCCCGCGGGGGAUGGUCCCGGCGACGAGACCCUGCCGUUCCCCGGGUACGUGUUGGUGCACAUGAAGCUGUCGCAGACGACGCUCAACUCGCUCGAGGAGAUUUACGGCGUCAAAGGGUUCGCGAGCAGCGGGGUGACCAAGUACGGCAGCACCCGGCGUCAGACGGGGGAACGACCGAGACCGGUGCCGGCGAUGCAGCUGGAGACGAUGAUGAAGAUGUGCGACGUCCGCGUCGUCAGCGACGCGGAGCACGCGAAGAUUACGGAGGCGCUCAAGCGGCGAAGAGAGGCGGAGGAGAAGGCGGCGGCGAUGGGGACGAUCCCCGCCGCGGACGAUGGGGACGUCCAGACGCACAAGAGCGCGGAUCCCACGGCAGAUUCAAACGCAGAGCCCAUCGUUGGUGAGGAGGCGAUGGCGCUGAGGGACGCCGCCAUCCGCCCGGGAGCGGCGACGGCGACCGGGGCGGGCGCGGCGUCCAUCGAGGUUGUCGCGGGUCCGUUCAAGGGGUUCAAGGGUUACGUCACGUCGGCUGAUAAACCGCGCGGGGACGGCGCGGUGGACGCCAAGCUGGUGAUAUUCGGACGCGAGACGGACGUCACGCUGGAAGCCGGCGAGUUCGAGACGCUGUGA